Cryptococcus amylolentus CBS 6039 is the source of this 339-nucleotide messenger RNA. RefSeq lists its product as hypothetical. Bases 21 to 260 code for a protein of 79 amino acids. NCBI's taxonomy places the organism in Eukaryota, Fungi, Basidiomycota, Tremellomycetes, Tremellales, Cryptococcaceae. The record is from RefSeq and is a predicted model, not a curated record. The transcript has 3 exons.
CAAACAUCAUCACCAGCACAAUGGACGCCAACGAGAACCAGCACGUUACCGAGAACCCCCAGGCUGCCGCCUCCAGCAACGACAACGCUCAGCAAGUCGGCACCCAGCAGGACGCCCUUGACAAGGGUGUCUCUGCCGCUUUCAAGCAGUUCGGCUACAACAACGCUGACAACAGCACCGUUGAGAAGGCCAGCGACGCUAUCCGAAGCGGGUUCAAGUCGUUCACCGGCAAGGACUUCCCUAUCGCCGACAAGGAGUAAGAGGAGGCUCAUAGAAGGAUAUACAAGGUUAUCCAGAGUCAUCUAGGGGGGGCGUGAGAAGACGACACAUGCAUAGCAU